GCGUUCGGGAGUCCUGCUGCCUGCCUGUCCCCUCACUCAGUGUCCUGUCUUGUUGCAUUUGUGUCUUUUGUUGUUUUGUGAUUUGGGCUGCAUGAUCUUAUUUAUCCCGCAGUUUUUCAUAGCUUCAUGGUGUCAUAUAGUGUCCCGUGUGCCAUGUGGUUAUUAGUGUUGUCUUGCUCAGUUCACUGUUCACUCUGCAAAUGAAGCAGGAAGGAAUUCAUGCCUUCCUUAGGCCUAUGCUAAGUGUGGCCAUCAUUGUUGAGUAUUUUCUUUCUUUCUUUCAGGACUUUUCCUCCCCUAUUUUAAUGGGAUUUCUUUAAGAUGCCACUCCUAGUUUUACAUUUUUUUCUUUUUUAGCUUAAAAUUAACUUUCUUACACGUAUUCUAAGCAGUAUCUGUUUUUGUGUAUGUCUGAGCUCUCUGUAAUCUGACUUUACCUGUGACACAGUUUUAGUGUGUUCUAGCCCACAAUGGUCACCCAGUUCAGUCUGGGAUGAGGGUCACCUCCCUUGGUCACACUCCAGGCCCCCUGCCGGGCCUUUGUCAGGCUCUCUCUGCGUGGCUUUUUUUUUUCUUUUUGUACGGAUGAUCGAACUCAUGACCACGCGCUUACAAGGCAGGCGCUUAUGCUGCCGAGCUAAAUCCCCAGCUCUGCUUGGCUUUUGCACACGUCUGUCACCAUCAAAUGCCAUUUUCAUGCCUCUCAUUAAACACAGAGGCAAAAUUAUAUGAAUCUUACCACCUUUCAAAGUACACAGAACUUUGUCUCCGUGGGCACUGCCUGCUGCGUGGAUGUGGAUGGAUUCUGCUGGAUUUGUCUCCACUCAAGCCUAAGGGGCCAGGCAAAGCAAACAGUGUACAAAUCAAGUUGCCAUGGCUGCUGUUGACAGCUUCUACCUCUUGUACAGGGAAAUCGCCAGGUCUUGCAAUUGCUACAUGGAGGCUCUGGCUUUGGUUGGAGCCUGGUAUACAGCCAGAAAAAGCAUCACUGUCGUCUGUGACUUCUACAGCCUCAUCAGACUGCAUUUUAUCCCUCGUCUGGGGAGCAGAGCAGACCUGAUCAAGCAGUACGGAAGAUGGGCCAUCGUCAGUGGUGCGACCGACGGGAUUGGAAAGGCCUAUGCUGAAGAGUUAGCAAGCCGAGGUCUCAAUAUUAUUCUAAUUAGUCGGAACGAAGAGAAGUUACAGAAUGUUGCUAAAAACAUCGCUGACACCUACAGAGUGGAAACAGAUGUUAUAGUUGCAGACUUCAGCAGAGGCCGUGAGAUCUACCAUCUGAUUCAAGAAGCUGUGAAAGACAGAGACAUUGGGAUUUUGGUAAAUAAUGUAGGCGUCUCUUAUCCCUACCCCCAGUAUUUCGCCCAGGUCUCCGAGGACAAGCUCUGGGAUAUCAUAAAUGUGAACAUUGCCGCCGCUAGUCUGAUGGUCCACAUAGUGUUGCCGGGAAUGGUGGAGAGGAAGAAAGGGGCCAUCGUCACGAUCUCUUCCGGCUCCUGCUGCAAACCCACUCCCCAGCUGGCUGCGUUUUCCGCUUCUAAGGCUUAUUUAGACCACUUCAGUAGAGCGCUGCAGUACGAGUACGCUGCUAAAGGAAUCUUCGUACAGAGUCUCAUCCCGUUCUGCGUAGCUACCAACACCACUGCUCCUCGGAGCUUUCUGCACAGAUGCUCGUGGCUGGUGCCUUCACCCAAAGUGUAUGCCCAUCAUGCCGUUUCUACCCUAGGAAUUUCCAAAAGGACCACGGGGUACUGGUCUCACUCUAUUCAGUUUCUUUUUGCACAGUAUAUGCCUGAAUGGCUCUGGGUGUGGGGCGCAAAUAUUCUCAACCGCUCAUUACGAAAGGAGGCCUUAUCCUGCACAGAUGAAUCGGGAUGAUCGGUGACAUCUGCCAACUCGUGGUAACCUGCAGUAUUCUGACAUUUGGAGAAGAACGUUUAAUUUAUUGUAUGUGUUUUCUUUCACAACUGCUGAUCUAGCAUCCUGUUGAUUCAUCGUUUGCAAAGCAGACUUUGAGAGUGCUGUGAGGAAACCUCUAGGGUCCCCUGGAUGGCACAGAGUCGAUAACAACUAAAGCAUAAAGAACUGAUGGAAGAAACCUAAAUGUCAGUGCUUUUUGCCUAAUCUGUUCAAACUUUGUGUAACUUGUGCUAGGAGCCGCAGUGACCCAGCACUUAGGAUUUGAUCUGUCAGCUCUUAGAAUUUCUGGUGUUGUUUUGUGAGGGAAAUCACCUCUUUCCCUUUGUAGAUGACUCCUGGUCUUGGUUUUCAAGUGUCGAACAGGAAAAGUACUGAAAAGUAAGGUUUCGGAGCUGAGAGGGCAGCGGUGGAUGGUGGUAUUGUAGAAGUCUGUGUGUCCUCCUGCGCAGCUCCCGUUUUGGUGUGUGUGUGUGCCUGCGUGUCGAUGCCACUUUCCCGAGCUUUCCAUAGAGAACCAUGUGUGAUAUGUGCCACGGGUGUCCGAGGAACUCUGUGUGUGAUUAAGUUACUUUAAAGGAGACUUCUUGUCAAGGCAGCGUGGAACCUGACGGAGUGUUACGAGUCUGGGUUUUUCCCCCAAACACCCAACAGGCCUGCCUGCCCCGGUGGUGUAGGCUGGCCGUGCCCAGCACUGCUUCCCGAGCUCCACAGAAUGAAAUCCUCAAUUUGGAUAUGUAAUGGGUUGCCCUCAGGCAUCUUUUGAUUUAUAAGAUAAUGUGAAUAAAUUGUGAUUUCUCAGCCUAUUAUCCAUUUUAUAACUGAAAUUGAGCCCCCUAGAGCUUUUCAAUCUGGGUUUCGUACACUUUUCUGUGCUAUCCCAUUCCAGUAGCAUUCUUGAUGUAUUUAUGAAGAGUGGUUAAAAUUUUGACAAAUUAUGUGUGUGACAUAGAUGUUGAAAUAGUAAGUUAGCAGCCCAUCUUUGGCCGUGUAAUGAAUUUACACAUUGUAGUGAACACUUCCAUUGAUGUGAAGGUAAUUAUGCACAAGCCCCCACAAUAGGAAUUAGCACUGAAACCUACUGUGAAAUAUCUUUAAUUCAGAUUCUAUAACGCAGUCAUGCUUGAGGGCCACAUACCUAGCACUUUGAAAACCUUGUCACUAUAAGAAUAUGGCAGCAUGUAGGGAUUUAAAACUGAGAACUUGAUAUUGUGACACUGACGCAGAAGGUCGGAAGUAGGUUGGAGUCAGGACUGAUUGUUUGCUUCCCCCCGCAGCGACACUUCCUGUAGCAUUUCUUCCUGUGACUUGGACACAGAAGAUCAGUGUUAAUUCCAGAGCUCUUUCACGCCUCGAUCCUGUCUUCAGAAUGUAAAAAAUGGAGAACCAAACCCUUGGAGAUCCUGGGUAACAGCACAGGUUUUGGUGGAAGUAGCUCAGAGUCCUCCUGGUUUCCGGCCACACUGAUGGAGAUUUUAUGAAUAUGUAAUAAACAGCAACUACUUCAUGUAAACCAUAAUCAGUUACUGGUAAGGUCCUGUGUUGCUACGUGAUGAGAACACGUAAACAUACAUUGUCGGCAGUGUUUUAAAUCUACCUUGGCAGGACCAGCUAAAAAUGCUUAUUGAUGCGGUUGUGGUGCGUAGUUGUCUAUAGCUUCUGUGAAAGACCAGGACUAGGAAUUUUCUUAGGUUUUCUAACUUUUAUAAAACAUUUUUGCUUUGAAGGUUCACUCGAGAGUUAAAUAGACCAUGGUGGAUAGGGUUGCUUAUUUUAAAAAUGUGGGAAAUCUGAACAUUUGAAAUGUAAUCUGUGAAUUGAAAAUGUAACAAUAAAGGAAGUUGCUUCUUUCCUCUGGAAGAGGUUUUGCUGCAAA
Messenger RNA from Cavia porcellus (domestic guinea pig), 3790 nucleotides. It is a transcript of the gene Hsdl1, whose product is annotated as hydroxysteroid dehydrogenase like 1. The transcript has 5 exons. The record is from RefSeq and is a predicted model, not a curated record. Lineage: Eukaryota; Metazoa; Chordata; Mammalia; Rodentia; Caviidae. The coding region runs from base 874 to 1875 and encodes 333 amino acids. Gene Ontology annotation, cellular component: mitochondrion.